Molecule: messenger RNA, 1020 nt
Organism: Thermochaetoides thermophila DSM 1495
Lineage: Eukaryota; Fungi; Ascomycota; Sordariomycetes; Sordariales; Chaetomiaceae
Product: von willebrand factor (vWF) type A domain-containing protein
Exons: 1
Coding region: 1-1020 (339 amino acids)
Source: RefSeq, a predicted model, not a curated record
AUGGCUUCCCUCUUUGGAUCUCUCAAGAAGAAGAUCAAAUCCCGGUCUCCGAGCCCAAACCCAGGGGCGCCGGGGUCGCCAACCUUGGGCAGGAAGGGAUCCUUCGUUAAGAAUAACCCAUUUGCCUCUUCAUCCCCGCCAACAGCAGAACCGUUCCUAAAUCUCCAGGACAACAAUGACCCCCCGCCGCCGUCCUACGCGGAGGCAAUCGGGCAGGACUCCUCCUCUUCGCCAUUCAUCUCCCUUCGGUCCGCCUCUCCCGCCCCCUCCAUCCGCUCCUACCUGAGCACCUCCGAGGACAAGUACGCCUUCCUCCGCAAAUUCGACACCAAAUUCCUCAUUGAUGACUCCGGUUCGAUGCAGGGCCGGCGCUGGCAGGAAGUCGCUGGCGUCCUCAGGGCCAUCACCCCGAUCUGCACGGAGCGCGACGCGGACGGCAUCGACGUCUACUUCAUCAACCAUAAUGCCCCCGGCGGGUACAAGAACAUCCGGACGCCGGAGCAGGUCGAUCAGCUGUUCCGGUCGACGAAGCCGAUUGGUGGGACGAUGACGGGGUGGAGGAUCAACCAGAUCUUGCUGCCGGAGGUGGUGAAGUUUGAGGAGGCCGUGCGGACACUCAAGAAGCAGAUGAAGAACAAGGAUGCCAUCAUUGAUACCACCGAAAUUGACGUCAAGCCCGUCAACCUGAUCGUCAUCACAGACGGGGAGGCGCAGGACGACGUGGAGUCGUACAUCAAGGCGCUUGCGCAAAGGCUGGACAAUGUCUCGGCGCCCGCGUGGCAGAUUGGCAUCCAAUUCUUCCAGGUCGGUGACGAUGCCAAAGCCGACGCGGCUCUAAGGCAGUUGGACGAUGGACUGACUGGUGUGAGGGAUAUGGUUGAUAAAGUGUCGUGGACGGAUAGGGAGGGCUCCGAGAAGACGCUUUCUGCCGAUGGUAUUCUCAAGACCGUGUUGGGGGCUGUGCAUAGGCGGUUGGAUAGGAUGGAGGUUGAGAGUUCUAGAAGGUAUCUUAGACCGUAG